Molecule: messenger RNA, 2646 nt
Organism: Acytostelium subglobosum LB1
Lineage: Eukaryota; Evosea; Eumycetozoa; Acytosteliales; Acytosteliaceae
Exons: 3
Coding region: 1-2646 (881 amino acids)
Biological process (GO): translational initiation
Molecular function (GO): translation initiation factor activity; GTPase activity; GTP binding
Source: RefSeq, a predicted model, not a curated record
AUGUCUGUCGUACUCAACAAGCAGCUGGGAACCAGUGAUAGCCCCCACUCAAAGAGUGCUUCGACGACAUCAUCAUCAUCAGUGCAGUCUGGAGCAUCAUUUCAGAUACCAGUCUCACCAAUCCCACCAUCGGGCAAAGUCAACUUCUUUGUCCAACCAAACAAACCACAGCAACAACAACAACAACAGAGCCAGGAUUUUAACCUAAUGUUCCCACCUCCAAUUGCUCCUCAUGUGGCCAACCUCAAUCCACAAGCAUUCCCAAGUUUGCCCCCUCUUGCCAAUAAGUCUGGCAGCCAAACCAGAUUCCAUCCAUUAUACCAAAGAACACAGCAACAACAACAACAACCUUUAAACCCUCUCAUCAAACCACCACAACACAACAAUCCCCUGUUUAAGCCACCACAACAACAACAACAACAACAACAACAACAACAACAUAGUAUAGGUAAUCCCCUUGCUAGACCUCCACAACAGAUGAAUCCACUCUGGAUACAUCAGCAACACAACAACCAACAUCAACAACAACAACAACAACAACAACAACAACAACAACAACAACAACAACAACAACAACAACAAAUCCCCAAACAGAACCAACCACAGCAAAUCAACAACAAACCACAGCAACAACAAGAUAUCAAACAGAAACCAGUAACAAUGUUGGAUAACUUCAAGGACUAUAGGGAGAAGAGCUCAAAGAAGAACUUGACCAAGGAGUCCAACGGUAGAACUGUCAUGCUGCCACUGGUCCCCACACCAAAGACAAUGUCCUCCAUUACAGGAAAGUCAACAGUGGAGAUCCUCAAGUGGAUGAUAAAGAUGGGCGAAGCACCCAUGAGGUCAGACAUUGUGCUAAAGGAGGAUGUGCUUUCGUUGCUCUCACAGGAUCUGGGUGUCGAUUUCACACGUCCAAAUGCUAGCGAGGAACAUCAACGCAGAGACCGCAAAGUGGACAGUACAUGGAAGCGAAAGACACCAGUGGUGACAGUUGUUGGACACAUUGACCAUGGCAAGACCUCCCUACUCGACUACUUGCGCAAGACCACUGUGGCCGAACAGGAGGCCGGCAGAAUCACCCAGCACAUUGGUGCAUUCGAGGUGGAGCUAGGAAGUGGCCAAAAGAUUACCUUCAUGGACACACCAGGACAUGCUGCCUUCUCAACCAUGAGAGUGCGUGGUGUCAACUCUACAGACCUUGCUAUCCUGAUCGUUGCCGCCGACGAUGGCGUUCAAGAGCAGACAAUUGAAGCAAUCAAAGCUAUUCAGUCGGCCAAUGUACCUAUGAUCGUCGCUAUCAACAAGAUUGACAAACCAGGUGCUGAUAUCGACUCAGUCAAGCGUGAGCUUCUUCAAAAUGGCGUGGCUCUGGAGGGACACGGAGGACAGGUGCCUUAUGUGGAGAUCUCAGCAAAGACUGGAGAGGGCAUUCAGAGCUUGGAGGACACCAUUCUAUUUGCAGCCGACCUCUACGAUCUGUUGGCAAGCUAUGAGGGCAACUCAGAGGCAGUUGUCAUCGAGUCCACGUUUGUUAAGAAUCUUGGUGUCAGCGCAACCAUCCUCGUCAAACAUGGAGUACUAAAGACAAGUCAAUUCUUUGUAUGUGGUGAGAGCUAUGGAAAGAUCAGAGAGAUGAGGAAUCACAACAACAAGCCCAUGAAAGAGGCACCUCCAUCUUGUCCAGUUCAGGUGUUUGGUUUCAAGUCAUCAGAGGCACCAAAGCCUGGUGACGAGUUCUACGUUGUUGACUCGGAACAGAAGGCCAAGGAGAUUAUCGAGGCAAAGAUCGAGAAGAGGAACCAAAUGCAAACGUUCGACUUGACAGAGAGUAACGAGAGCAACAGUAACGAUGACAAGUCAAACCUACACUCAAAGAAGGGAACAUUCAAGAAGUAUCAGGAUGAGAGCAAGCAAGAGGACGACCCAGAGGCCAUUGUCGAGGAGUUGAGAUCCAAGCUCAAGUCAAAACCAUUCGAGGAGAAGGUGGCUGAGCACAAGGUGGCAAACCUCUAUCUGAAGGGAGAUGUAGGAGGAUCUCUUGAGGCUCUGACAAUUGCACUCAAGACCCUGCCAGAGGACAAUGAGAUCACCUACAACAUCUUCAAGACAGGCUAUGGAGAGGUCACAGAGGUGGACCUCAAGGAGGUUGGAGUCAUGCAAUCACCACUUGUCUACUUUGGUCCCAAGCUGGAGGGACGCAUUGUUGAGACAGCACACAAGAGAGGAAUUUCAGUGAUUGAAGGAGAUGUCAUCUAUCACGUGGUGGACAGGCUCAAGGUUUAUUUGGAGAGUCUGCUGGAUCCAGUUCCAAUCUACACGAUCACUGGUGAGGCCAAAGUACAGCAACAAUUCAACAUUGACAUUAGCAAUCAAGUGGAGGUCACUGUCGCUGGCUGCAAGGUCACAGAUGGCUUGCUCAAGAAAGGAUCAAAGGUCCGUGUCAAGAGAGGAGAGGAGAUCAUACACGAAGGCAGAAUAGAGAUUCUAAAACAUUUUAAGGAGACUGUUAAAGAAGUGAACAAAGGCCAAGAAUGUGGUAUCUGUAUAAAGAACUUUGAUGACAUUGUUGAGGGUGACCUUAUCAUGGCAUUUUCCAAGUCUGAGGAGAGAAGGAAACUCGGAGAACACUUGAAGGUCUACCGGUAG